GUCAUAUUCCCACUACAAUUUACUGGGUUGCUUGGCAAAGUUGAUGUUGUUGCUGAUGUUGAGGGAGGUGGAACAUCUGGACAGUCUGGGGCUAUACGUUAUGCUGUAUCAUUGGCCCUUCGUUCCUUUGUUGAUCAAGACAUGGUGGAGAAAAUGAGAAUAGCUGGACUUCUCACUCGUGACCCACGAAGGCGUGAGAGGAAAAAGCCAGGAUGGAAGGGGGCAAGGGCCAAGUAUACAUGGAAAAAACGAUAGGGACAUGUAAACGAAACUUUUGAAUAUACAGGUGCUCCUCUACUUACAAACGAGUUACGCUCCUGAGGCUUGUUUGCAAGUCCAACUUUAAUCCUGUAGAUAUCAAACAUAUUGUAAAAAAUUAAAAGAUUGUAAAUAUUUA
Messenger RNA from Homarus americanus (American lobster), 397 nucleotides. Its product is annotated as 28S ribosomal protein S9, mitochondrial-like. NCBI's taxonomy places the organism in Eukaryota, Metazoa, Arthropoda, Malacostraca, Decapoda, Nephropidae. Gene Ontology annotation, molecular function: structural constituent of ribosome; RNA binding. The record is from RefSeq and is a predicted model, not a curated record. Gene Ontology annotation, cellular component: ribosome; mitochondrial small ribosomal subunit. Gene Ontology annotation, biological process: translation.